AUAAACCGUUAUAAACGUCAAUUGGUUGUAGAUAAUAUAUAUACUGUCGAGUUAUUGAUGGUCAUAGAUCAUGCUAUCUACCAAACAUGGUAUAAUGGUAUAAAAGAAUCCAAUCCUGUCAAGAGAAGGGACAAGACAAUCGAGACUAUUAAACAAUACUAUGCGUUUGUUCUCAAUGGGAUUGAUGUACGCUAUGCUUCUAUACAAGAACCAGAUUUACAGAUAGACGUGACUUUCGCUGGUAUUCUGAUAUUUGAUGACGACAAUGACUCGUAUUUAUCGCCAAGCAGUUUACUUCCUGGAGAUUUGGUGGAAUCAUCUGAUGCUCUCGAGACAUUUAGACAGUGGGUGCUAAGUAACAUGACGUCACUUCCUCCUAGUGAUCAUGUUAUGUUAUUUACUGGGUUUAAUUUAACGUAUGGCGGGUCAACAUCAAACGCAGGGUUGGCGUAUUUGAGGUCUAUAUGUAACAGUGAAUAUUUUUUCUCGAUUGUUGAAGAAUAUUUUGAGUUUAGAGUUAUUUCUAUUGCUGCUCACGAGCUAGGGCACAGUCUAGGUGCCCGUCAUGAUAUGGAUGAAAACACAUGUCUGUCAUUCCAGCUGUAUAUAAUGACGUCACGGUUUAAAUUCCCUAGUAAAAGUAAAGCCGCCAAUCCCUACAGGUUCUCCAAAUGUAGUAUACAGUAUUUCAAAGAUUUUAUUUUCUCUUUGAAAAGACACGGAUCGUAUUGCUUAAAGACUCGUGAUGCUCUACAAGAUAUAAAGGAGAUAUCUGGGUUUCUGAUCAAUCAACCUGGAGAGAUAUAUACAUCAGAUAUACAAUGUCAAAACAGUCAGGGUGACAGGUCUUAUGUAUGUAGGGAGAAACAUCGUGGUGAUUUUAGUAGUACCUGUAGCCAGGGUAUGUUAUGUUAUAACACAGAUAUUGGUAUGUGUUCUAAAAUAUUACCAGCUGAUGGUACACCGUGUGCUAAAACUAAGUGGUGUAUUAAUGGGACGUGUGUAGAAGAAAUGUCUGUCAAUAGACUAGCAGAUGACUGUCCGUUUGGAGACAUUCCAGUAGUGGUUCGAGAUAACCAGACCUGUCGCCAUCUUGUUUCUAGUGCACCAUGGGAAUGCUAUGAUGAACGAUUCCGUUUAAAUUGUUGUGAUUCCUGUUUCUACAAACAUACAACGGUAGCAGGUUGUGAGUUUGGAGAUCGUCAAAGCAACUGUAUUAAAGAGGCCUGUAAUGAUUUCAACGAAACAACGAGGACUUCCGAAUGUUGUGAAACUUGUUCUGAUGUGCCGUUUCCUACACGACCAGCUAGAACAACCACAACUACUAUCGCUACCACUACUACCAUGACAACCACUGCCAUGCCCAAUACUACAACCUUAGCAACCAGAACCUUACAAACUACUCCCACAUCUGCAAAUCAGGUUGCGACACUGAUUAAUCCAAAUUUAGGAAUUGCGCAAAACUCCGUGCCACCGCUAACAACACCUGCUACUAAAACCGUGACAUCCAAAAUAAAUCCAGUGACAACUCUUUAUGAUAUUGGUGGUGUGACUUUUAAAUCUAAAAACCCCGAUUCGUCCGUUCUUCCUAAUCCAGAAACUGAUACCCAAAACUAUAUUACCAAAGAAAAUGUUCCGGUAAUUACAAGAAACAUCACACCCUCAUCUGGUGUAACUCGAAAGAACCGCCAUAACAACCCUCCUGGUAUUCCCCCUGACGCAUCUCGGGAUUCACCUCAAGAACUGUCGGGAACUACUAUGAGUUUCAUUACACAGAAUGAAAAACCGGGCGUUGAACAACCUUCGCCCACAGUAACAGACCCACCAAGAAGAUAUAUUAAAAAUCAUGGCACUGGUGACGAUAGUGGACCGUUAUCCACAACCGACAAAUCGAACGAAAUUCAUUAUAUCUCAAAACCUGACGUUAUUACUUCCUCACAUAAUACACUGCAUAACAGCGAAACAAAUAUGGAUAUGACGACUACGAUGUCAUCAAUUCUGAAUAAACCAAUCACCAACUCUAAUAUGCAACCAAUAUGGCCGCCAUUCAUCAACCGUUACCUGACGACAAGACACAUUUUAAGGAAGAAGAUAUCACGUGGUAGCAAUCAUGGUUAUCGUUUUGAUAAGCCAGGUGGUGAAUCAGAUGAAGAUGGAAAUUCAUCUGGGGGAACGUCGGAAGAAGAUUCCAAUGGUAACGGCCAUGGUUCCUGGCGACAGCGAUUCUUCCAUCAUCUUCGUACGAAAAUAAACCAACACCAAGAACGUAAGAAAACCAAAUCUAAAAACUUUUAUGAAAAUAAGCUGUUUAGUAAUCUGAAUCUCCAACAUUUAAAGCGAUUUUAAGAUUUUUUAAGCAACAUCAUUUUUUAAAUUAAACAUUUAGUUAUGCGUAUAUUAAAGGAGAUGUCCCCGUUUUUUUAUAUGUUAUACCGUGAUAUAAGUGCCUUUAAGAUGCAGAAGCAUCGCCAAAAUGAUAUACCAUUUCUCAUGUCUGAAAAGGGCUUUGAAAUAAGAAAUUUCCCUACGAAUGUAAAUUUUGUGUCCUGAUAAAGGGUUAUAAAUUACAUUUCACAAACCUCCACAAGUUUAUAAACAGUUUAUAAACAUGGGUAUCCAUGUGGAGAGUGAUAAAUAU
Molecule: messenger RNA, 2638 nt
Organism: Patella vulgata (common limpet)
Lineage: Eukaryota; Metazoa; Mollusca; Gastropoda; Patellidae
Exons: 14
Coding region: 58-2346 (762 amino acids)
Biological process (GO): proteolysis
Molecular function (GO): metalloendopeptidase activity
Source: RefSeq, a predicted model, not a curated record